AUAUGUAUGUAUAAUCAGUUCUUCACAGAUCGAAUAAGAAAACGGUACGUUGUGUUCUUUGCAAGUUUUACGCGCAAGAAUAUUGUAGAAUACGAAUAUUGCAUAUAUAUUUUCUACUGUGUAUUAAUAUCAUUGAAAAAUGAAAUACAUAUUAAUAGUGUUUUUACAACUGCUUUAUGUUAAUCUUAAUAAUGCCAGAGAAAUCACGCAUGAAGACAUUAAAGAUGCAAUGUUAAGUUUAGUACAUAUGAUGAGAGAAAAUACUGAAAAACUAGAAAGGCAUGAAGCACGAGAACGUCAAUUGGGAGAACAGUUGAAAAAGACUAUUUCAGUACUGACAAAACGGAUGUCGGUAGUUGAUGCCAUAAAAUUACAAUUAACUAAACUUGACGAAAAAGUGAUGGGAAUUGAACAAUUAAUUUCUCAGAGAGAUGAACGAGAAAGAAUACAAAUGCAAAAAACUGUGGAUACUUUAGAGGAUUUAGAAAACCGUUUGGAAGGAUGGUUUACAGAUAUUGAAAAUAAAAUAAAUGGAGCAAAUUCUCCUGCGGAUACUGUACUUCUACCACCUGAAAAUAUGUCUCAAAUUGUUUCAAAAUUGAACGAUACAGAAGCAUUGCUUAUGGAGAAAAUGUCAAAAACUGAAUCUCUUUUAAAAUCAGAAGGAAUAAAACUAAAGGAAGUCACAAAUAUUCAAACAGGGACAAUAAAAGCGCUAUUAACAGAGAUCCAGGAUAUUGGUUCGAGAAUCAAGGAUCUUGAAAGUUCAUUAGAAAAAGUGAAAGAACAAUCUCAAAACAUAAAAUCAGAAUUACAAAAACCUCAAUUUAGUAUGAUGUCUAAUAUCGAUCAGUAUUGUAAAGCAUUACCUCCUAUACAAAAACUGUUAGAAGAUACUUCUACGCAUAUUAAAGAAUUACCAAGGACUCAUGAAAUGCAAUCUUUACACAAUGAAAUUGAAACGCUCUUAAAUGAAACUAAACAUGAUUUAAAAGAUGUUGUUACCAAAGGAAUUACUGCUAUGGAAAACAAAUUAACAGAAACCAAAAAUGAAACUAAAGAUACAAUUGGUGCUCUUAGAAUGGAUUUAGCAAAUAAUGCUGGAUACGUAAAUCAAGAAUUAAAUGAUCUUGAAAAAGGACAAUCUGUAAUGAUCUCAAUGGCUGAUCAUGUAUUGGAUACUAAGAAAAGAGUUGAAUAUGGAGUACAUCAAAUUCUUUUAGAAAUAGGCGAUUUGGUGAAAGCACAAGGUAUAAAUAUUAAUAAUACUCUGAAUGAAAGAUUUGAUGGUAUAUCAAAUGAUAUUAUGGACAAUCAAAAUGGAGCAUUGGCGAAUUUAACUACUAAAAUGGAACAAGAAAUGAAUCAGGUGUGGAGGCAAAUAAAUGUUAUGUAUCAACAAAUGACAGAAAGUGCAAAAGCGUUGGAUAAAUUGCAUAAACAAAACGAAGAAUAUGUUAAUGGUACAACUUCUACUAUGGGUGGAAUGGAAACUAAGGUGGGUGAAAUUACAAAACGCAUGAGAGAAGUUGAUGAAAACCUAAAUUAUUUGUUGGGUCGACUUUCGCUAGUUACACAAGAAUUCAAUCAAAUCAAAACAGGAUUAGGUAAUGCGUUAGAUAACAUUAAAGCAUCAUUUAAAGAAGUUCAAGAAAAAACGAAUAAUUUAAGACAUCCAGGUCCACAUAGAAUACCUGAUAAUUAUCAAGAACCUAAUGAAUCUAAUAAUAAACCUGAUGGUAAGCCUCUACCAGAUACUGUCAAACAUAUUUUUAGUCCUGAAAUUAAUUAACAUUUGAACUAGAUGUAUCUCAUUCUAAAUUAGACUGCCAUAGAUCAUCUUUUUUAUUAAAUUUAUGAAAAUUUAAUAUAUUAACGUCAUUCAUAUUUUAAUGCUUUGUAAAUAUAAUCAAUUUUUCAGUUUUUUCUAAUCCAAGAACUUUUUAAUAUUUUUAACUUUUCUUCUAAUACGUAAUGAUUAACUCGACAAAAUAUUUUACCUAAUAUGUACAAUAGUGCUUAUUAAAGAAAAUUUGUUUUAGUUAUGAAAAUAAAAUAGAACAAUAUGAAUCUCAUAUUGAGGAUGUUUUAUCGUUAAAGGCACAUAUCGAAUCGUGUUCAAACUUACAUGUGCUAUAUUAUUAGUACAAUACAUUCAAGACGUGAAAGAGAAAGAGUGCGCGCGCGCGUAUAUGUUAAACAUAUGUACAUAUUACAUACAUACAUAUGUUUCAUAAGUACAUAAUAUAAACUCAACACAUUUUUCUUUUAAUUCCUAGGUGUUCACCGAUAAUUAUAUAAAACUUAAAGAAUCUCAUUUACACACACAAUCUUGUAAUCUUAACUUCAAUACAUGUACUUAUACUAUGUUGAAUAUAUUGGUCCAGAAUUGCUUUCUUUUUGUGCUGAUGAAAUAUGUAUUUAGUAGAUCAUUUUUAAAUCAACUUCAUUAAUGUAAGAAAAUUAUAAUUAAAAGGUUUUAUGGUAUUCGAAACGUUUUCAAGUGUAAAAAACUUGGAUCAAUAUAUUUUUAUAUACUGUCAUAUUUAUGAAUUAAUUAUCAAAUUGUGCAAUUAAAGGUAAAAAUAUGAAAGUACGUCAAAUAUUACACUACAAAUGUACAACUAUUUUGAAAGUAAUGUUAAUAUACAUUUUUAUAUGUAUUAUUAAGUAGUGAUUAUAAUGUACAUUAAUGUAUAUUAAAAAUACUUUAUAAAACUA
Osmia bicornis bicornis is the source of this 2721-nucleotide messenger RNA. Its product is annotated as centromere-associated protein E. The coding region runs from base 140 to 1792 and encodes 550 amino acids. The transcript is spliced from 9 exons. Gene Ontology annotation, cellular component: plasma membrane. NCBI's taxonomy places the organism in Eukaryota, Metazoa, Arthropoda, Insecta, Hymenoptera, Megachilidae. The record is from RefSeq and is a predicted model, not a curated record.